Haliotis rufescens (red abalone) is the source of this 3092-nucleotide messenger RNA. Its product is annotated as protein FAM227A-like. The record is from RefSeq and is a predicted model, not a curated record. The coding region runs from base 28 to 1941 and encodes 637 amino acids. Lineage: Eukaryota; Metazoa; Mollusca; Gastropoda; Lepetellida; Haliotidae. The transcript has 15 exons.
UAGCGUGUGGUUGCUGAGAUAAACAACAUGGCGGACCUCAUCAAUCGGGUUGGGUCGCCCAUGGACAUUUGCGAAGAAAGUCUUGAUGAGGCGCCAGAUAAAAUUGAGAAAAGGAAAAGGCUGUUAACACUCAAACAACGAACACGAUCACCAUUUCUGAUUGGUUCCAUAGAAGCUGUAAACAAGAAAAUCAGCAGUUUGGAUCGUAAGCUUCAGGGGUACACUCAGCUGGUGUGUGAGAGUCGUGCCGCCAGCCAUGCAGACCUUGCUGAUCUGUUCCCGACCAGUGCUAUGGGUCGGGACAGGUAUCAUCAGAGAGAAAGGGAGACGAAAGAAGUUAACUGUUUUGCUGGAAUCUACACAUUCAAGUCCACCCUUGUCCCCGGACUCAGUCAGAGGGUGAAACACAUAUCUAAAAUCAGCAUGCAGCCCAGCAAGACAGCUCUCAGUGCCAAGAAAGAGACCGGCAAGCCCAAAUUUGUGGAACUGCAUCAGUAUCCAGGCUACGACCCGACAGAGUUAACUCCCCUGCCUGAUGGGAUCGCUGCAGCAGAUAUGCUGAACAAUGCAGCCGGGGCCUCCAUGGCGCUCGAUCGUAAACCGCACUUCAAGCCGGAGUUCGACCACCUGUUCUACUCACAGAUGUCACAGGCAGUACUGCAGGAUCUAUUCUGGUACUACUUCCUGGAGAAGUUCCAGUCCAGUCGCAACUCCCAGGUGAAGCUAUUCAACCGUAUCGCCCACAACUAUGUGAAGCUGAUGAUCUAUGCCAAGAACCCCGUCUACAGAGACACCUUCCUCAAGGAGUACCCCAUGCUGAUGUGCCAGGCAGUCUACUCCGCCUUCUGCCAUGCCUUCCCCGAUUCAUACCGCCAGUUUGGAGAGGUCUUCAAGGAUGACCUUGUGGCCCUCAUCAUGGAGUGGAUGACCGGGCUGCGUCUAGCCCCAAGGGUGUGGCUGACAUGGAACAUGGAGCAUCUGGAGCCAGCCAACAUCAAGAUGAGGGAAGAAAUACUCUCACAGAAAAACAAGAAGUCCAGCACGGCAAUCAACUUUGACUUCCUGGACAAUCUGGUGUCCAGCGUCCCGAGUCAGUACACAUCCAAUACCUCCCUCAACCAGUCAGGCUCGCGGUCGUCUCUCUCCUCAAACUGGACUCAGAAGAAACAUGUACCCAGGAUACCUCGCAUUCGUAAAAGCACUCAGUCUAUGUCUCGUAAAGUUUCCACUCUGAAAGUUGUCUCCCCUGCAUCCUCCCAGGAUUCCCAUGUGAUUGAUACAGUUGCCGACGCACAGGUCAGUCCAAGGAAACCGUCGCAGAAGUUGCUGGACCCUCGGAAGUUGUUGGAGGCCCUGACUCCGAUCCGAGAAAUGACAGGGGAAGAUGACGAGCCCCACCCAGACAUGGAGGACAAGAAGCUCUCUCAGAUGUCAACAUCCGCAGCCAAGGAGGUCUCACACUCCCGGGACAAUGCAGGCAAAAUCGAGUCGCACCCUGCAUGUCGUGGCCCCGACUUUGUGAGAUCUGCCUUCAACAUCAGUGGCCACAGUCCCUUGGUGGCACACUUCAUGAGGAUGAAGAACCUGACGGCAGAGCCUGGUGUCAACUUUCGGGUACAGAGGACGGAGAUAGAAAACCUACCAGCUCUAGAUACCCCAACCUACCGGGACGUGAUCCGUACAUCUCUUAAGACUAUCAAAGACAUAGAGCAGCAGUUCUCACAAAUGUACACAAGGAACAUGCGAGAGAAUGCGGUGUUUGUGAAGAAGCAGAAUGCCAUCAUGCGGGAGCACGUGCAGAAAGAAUCAGCCCUACUGUCACGACCUAAGGAGGUCAAACGGCUCAGUGAUCUGCUCAUUCUGGAACAGAGAAAAGGUCAAGAUUCUAUAUCUGCCGGAGCAGAUGCCGCCAUAGAAGCAGCACUAAUGGCCCAAGAGUGAGGCUGUUGGAGACGCAGCAUGAUCCCACCUGAUCCAACAUUGUCUGUGAUACACCCAGUGCGUCUGUGAUACACCCAGUGCUUCUGUGAUACUUCACUGUUGUUGACUUUACAGUAUCUGUACAUAACCCAAUAUGUAGUGUCUUCACUGUGCAAUAUGAUAUGGUAGAUGCUUGUUUGGAAAAUCUACAAAUUUUAUAAACCUUGUUCUAUAACCAAAGAUUAAAUUUGUGUUGCAAGCCGUGUAAUCCAUAUUGACCAGCUGACUUUUAUGUGAUAAUUUUGUUAAACAGUGUGUGUAUACAUGUGCUAUUGUGUUAUGUUUGUCAGGUAUUUUAUACAAAAAAAGUUAUGACUACAUGACAUACAUAUUAUAAAUUUAUUUGCAUAACAUCUUCAUCAAUCACCUUUACAUAAGCACUUUAAUGAUGUGAAAUUAAACGUUUACAGGCCACUAAUUGAGGACACAACACCACGCUCACAUUAAGACAUUUCACACAGAAACAUCAAAAUGCAUUAUAAAAUUUCAACAAGACAGGCAUGACUCUGAAUAAGCUCACAUCAGCCAAAUAUGUCACUGAGUGAAACAUUGGUGAUUCUGUCAUUGCCAAAUUCUCUGCAUUUUGUUGGGAAAACAAUUAUACCCAAAGGAUUGUUCAUUGUUGUUCAAAGAGGUAAUAGAGGAUUUGAGAUUUCCUGAGUAAACUGUCAUGAUUAAAACAAACAUUUGUAGAUUUAUCAGUGUUCCCAUUUAAAGGUAAUUACCAGUUUUUUACCGGUAAAAUUAGGCUUGGACCGGUAAUUCAUGUGACUGCCAGUCCCUGUGGCCAGGCAAAUAUAGUAUUUAAUAAAUCUGUGAUAUUCAUACAAGUAUAUGUUUCGAAUACAGUCAGCUUGUCUGAUGCCGUCAGGGUUUCCCCUUGUUGAUUUUUAGUACAAGAAAAUAACAUUCUGCUUUGAGGUUAAAAGUAUAUUUGUAGUGACUUCAUCUUGAAAUAUUAAAAACAAAAAGGAGAAAAAGGACUGAACUUUGUGUGAAUGAUGUGCAGAUCUAACUAAGUCACUUCAGCAUGUUCAGAGAUGAAAUGAACGUGAUUUUGAAAGAAUUAAAAGCAGGUAAUAUUCAUACGUUUUUUUACAUGUUUAAAGUUG